CACCAUACCAUCCGGAAGUUGACAUUUUGCACUAUCAUAAACGAUUUCUUAAUAGUUAAUAUCAAGAGGGGGGUAUUUCAUAUUAUAUUUACGAUGGAGUGUUUGAUAGGGUUACAGGGAAAAGAUUUUAUACUUGUGGCAUCAGACACAAUGUCUGCAAGAAGUGUAGUGUCCAUGAAACAAGAUCAAGACAAAAUGUUUCCUCUAAGUGAUAAAUUGUUAAUGUUGGUAUGUGGAGAGUCAGGUGAUACAGCUCAGUUUGCUGAGUAUAUUGCUAAAAACAUUCAACUGUAUAAGAUGAGAAAUGGUUAUGAACUGUCUCCACAUGCAGCUGCCAACUUCACUAGAAAACAACUAGCAGAUGCCUUAAGAAGUCAGACACCCUACAAUGUAAACAUGUUACUAGCUGGCCAUGAUAAAGAAGAUGGUCCAAGUUUAUAUUAUAUGGAUUAUUUAGCAUCAUUAAAUAAAGUGCCAUUUGGUGUCCAUGGUUAUGGUGGUUUUUUCUCCUUAUCAGUUAUGGAUAGAUACUAUCAAAAAGAUAUGAAUCAAGAUGAAGCUAUGAAGUUAUUACAACAAUGUAUAGAUGAGUUAUCAAGAAGAUUUAUUGUGAAUUUACCCACAUUUAAUGUUCGAGUAGUGAACAAAGAUGGAAUUAAAAACCUAGGAAUUCUGAAGGCAAAACCGACAUCAUCUUAAGUGACUACAUAAACAUUAGUGCAGAUUAAAGUGCAUCAGUUGACAUUAAAAUCAUUCAUAUUAUAUGUUGAUUAUAUUCAUUUCUGGCAUCAAAUAAAGUGUUAAUGCUGUUCUC
Messenger RNA from Lottia gigantea (owl limpet), 814 nucleotides. RefSeq lists its product as hypothetical. Gene Ontology annotation, molecular function: peptidase activity. Gene Ontology annotation, biological process: proteasomal protein catabolic process. The transcript is spliced from 6 exons. Bases 94 to 699 code for a protein of 201 amino acids. NCBI's taxonomy places the organism in Eukaryota, Metazoa, Mollusca, Gastropoda, Lottiidae. The record is from RefSeq and is a predicted model, not a curated record. Gene Ontology annotation, cellular component: proteasome core complex, beta-subunit complex; nucleus; cytosol.